Molecule: messenger RNA, 3445 nt
Organism: Pseudoliparis swirei
Lineage: Eukaryota; Metazoa; Chordata; Actinopteri; Perciformes; Liparidae
Gene: afap1l2
Product: actin filament associated protein 1-like 2
Exons: 20
Coding region: 285-2993 (902 amino acids)
Biological process (GO): inflammatory response; regulation of mitotic cell cycle; positive regulation of DNA-templated transcription
Cellular component (GO): cytosol
Molecular function (GO): SH3 domain binding; SH2 domain binding
Source: RefSeq, a predicted model, not a curated record
UUUCAAGAGCCCGGCGGAGAGCUGCCGCGCGGAUGCUGCAUGCCGGAGGGCGGUGCAUCAAACCCAGAUGAGGAAGAGGAGCAGAGCGCCGUUGCUCCGCGUAGAUCUGCGCACCCGGCCGGCCAGUACGCGUGCUGCGUUGGGAACGGGAGCGCCGGGCUGCAUUCCGCACUCUCUCGCCGUCACCCAUCACUCCAGAUUCAACUUGUGAGCAAACUUGUCGGGAUUGUUUUGAUCAUAUGAGAGGAGGAGAGCGAGGGCGACGAAGGUGAAACAGCGAGGGAAUGGAGAAGCACGAAGGGCUGGACCAGCUCCUGGUGGAGCUCCACCGCUUCCUGCUCAUUCUGGACAAGGAGACCCUGAGUGGGAACGCCACCGUCCAGAAAGGCUUGCUCUCUGAUCUUCUCCAGUCCUACAGUGCAGCCAAUGGUGCUGAUGAAGAGUACAUCUACAUGAACAAAGUCAUUGUUACUGAUGACAGAUCAGAUGCCCUGGUCAAUGGAAAAGCAGCAAAGUAUGUCCCGGUUCCACAGAAGAGCCUCCCCAACCUCCCGCCCCCCAGAGCAGGUGUGAUUGGUCGGGAGCCGUUCCCUCUACCUGCCGUCCCUGCUCCAGCCUGUACAGACAACUCAGAGAGUUACUACGAGGAGGCUCAGCCCUACGAGGAGACGUUCAAUGAUCUGGACUGUUUUGGCCUCCUCUCAGGGCCCUGGAUGCGAGUGCACAGCUCUGACAGUGUGGUCUAUGCUGUUAUCAACAGGGAUGAUGGGGAUGCCGUGAGCAGUUCAUACGAGUCCUACGAUGAAGAGGAAGUGACCAGAGAAAAGUCAUCGUCGGCGCAGCACCAGUGGCCGUCAGCGGAGGCGUCCAUCGAGCUCAUGAAGGACGCUCGUAUCUGUGCCUUCCUGUGGAGGAAGAAGUGGCUGGGUCAGUGGGCCAAACAGCUAUGUGUCAUCAAAGACCAUCGCCUGCUGUGCUACAAGAGCUCCAAGGAGCAGACACCGCUGCUGGAUGUGAGUCUGCUGGGCUGCAGCGUGGUCUACAAGGAGAAGCAGCUGAGGAAGAAAGAGCACAAGCUGAAGGUCAUCCCGGUGGGAGGGGAGGCCAUCGUGCUGGGCCUCCAGAGCAGGGAGCAGACGGAGCUAUGGCUGAGGGUGAUUCAGGAGAUCAGUCCCAGGCCGGCUGAAAACUGUGACUCGCAACAACACUGUGCGUCCGACUCGCCGAGGCUCAUCUGUUCAAAGGGAGAACUGAGUGAGAGAUACUCAGUGGCCUCAGAGAGCGGCAACAGCACCGACAGCCAUGCUGAGACUCCCGAAAACAAAGAUGUGAAGAAAAAAUAUGGUGCAGGGUUGAAGUUCAGCAACCUCAUGAACAUCGGCAAGAAAAAACUCUCCUCGUUGGAGAGUCCAGAGAAAUGUGUGGACACCUCAGGCUACCUCAACGUGUUGGUGAACAGCCAAUGGCGGACCUGCUGGUGCCUUAUAAAGAACGGACAGCUCUGGUUUUACCAGGACAAGGGCAAGAACAAAUUAAGCCAGCCAGCUGUGACCCUGGGGGGCUGCAGCGUCCUGCCCGACCCCAGCCCCGAGCACCUGUACUCCUUCAGGAUCAACAUGGAGGGCACACAGCUGGCAACCCUCGAGGCUAAGACCUCAGUAGACAUGGGCCAUUGGCUGGGCCUCUUGCUGUCGCAGACGGGGAGCAAGACGGACCCCGAGGAGCUCGCGUACGACUACGUCAACGCCGAGAGGAUCUCCAGCAUCGUCAACGCCGCCAAGACUUCCUUAUCCUUGAUGCAGAGGAGGUAUUCAGAGCCAAACGCCUACAUCGACAGUCCACCCUCCAUCACUCACAACUCUGAUGAGCUGUAUGAUGAUGUGGCGUCGAUAGCUGAUCCAGAGGAUGCUGAAGAGAGCGGCCUGCCAGACGGCGAGGACAACAAUCCUCAGGAACGUAAUGAAACAUGCGCACAGGACACCGAGGACUCGGCGGGGACGGAACAGGACGCUGACAACCGGGUCUACCUGGACCUCAUCCCCGUACGCUCCUUCCUCCAUACGGCCGGGGGGAGCAAAGCCCCCGCCAGAGAAACUCCGAGCCAUUCCCCAGUAGAAGAGGAGAAGGACCCGUCUUCUCAAAUGAAAGAGGUCAUUUCAACUAACCGUACUGAGGCAACACCGCCCGUGUCAAAUGGAACAAGUUCAACCUGCGUGACCAGCAAACCAGAACACGAGAAACCCCCGACUCCCACUCAAAACCAACCGGUCAAGACCUUGUCCCAAAGCCAGGAGACCCCCAAGAGGAUCAGUGCGGGAAUCCCACAGGCCUUCAGCCCCGCCGGGGUCCAGAUCAAUAAAGGUCCCACGGUUUCUGCUGUGCUCCCAAGCAGUCCUCACCCCCUGCGGCCCAAAGCACACACCAUGGGGUGUCCCGGUGUCGUCGAGGUGAAACUAGGCAAGAACCGCACGGAGGCGGACGUGCGGCGCUACAUCGAUGAGCGCGACUGUCUGGAGAGAGAGAGGGAGGAGGUGAGGAGCAGUCUGGCGAACCUGAAGAAGGAGAGGAGGGAGAGCAAAGAGGAGCUCGGCGCCUGCCAAGACCCCAAGCGGCAGGCCUCGUUGGAAGCCUGUUUGAAGCACAAGGAGGAGGCGUGUCGGGACGCGGAGCGUCGCAGGGUCGAGGUGGAGCUACGGCUGAUGGAGGUGAAGGGAAGUCUGAAGAAGGUGGAGUCGGGGCCUUUCACGCUGGGAACCACACUGGACAGCAGCCUCCAGGACACGCCAACGCCAAAAGCAGCAACCCUGCCUGCUGCCCAGACAUCUUCAUCAUCGUCAUUAUCAUCAUCAUCAUCGCAACCUUACAACAGCAACGUCGGUGCAGACCCAGUCAACUCUGCCUCUGCGCUGAAGAGCAGACCCGCCUCCAUCAUGGCCACCAAAGGCAAAGUGCUGCAGAAAGCUAUGGAGUGGGAGAAGAAAUCCUCCUCCUAGAGGAGAAACUUGGAUGCCCUUUGACCUCUCAAAUCCACAAAUGUUUCUUGGCAACAGGAACCGUCGCGUUCCCAGAGCGGACACGACGUUCUCCCUCAGCCUCAUCGCGUCCUUGCCAAGACGAUAAAAGGCCAAUCAGAGAGAUGCUCAAGCCGCCGUGUCCAACAGCUCUGGAUAAUCCUAGUUUCAAUGACUCUUCAUGUUGUUUUUCUCUAUCUGCUUGAGGGAGAACAUCCAUGCGGGAGCAUUCUGACCAGUCUAACAAUUGAUCUUGUGAUCUUGAUGACAGAAAGACACCCCUCAACUAAAUUGUGUACACUCUAGAUUGUAGCUUGGUUCAUAUAUGCUGGUAGCCAAGAUGUAAAUAUAUUGACACCGUUAUUCAGCCUCAUUUGGUUGUAUUGCUAGCUAAACAUGCACUUUUUAUUCAAAUAAAAAUGUACUGACAACAA